AAGCUACAAUCACAUAUUUUAUCAAUAGUACAUUUGUAUAGAAAGCUGUCUUUAUUGGAUUGUUUUAGGUGAGUAGGUCAAAGCAGAUGGAGGCCACCAGAUUGUCCGCUGCUGUCCAGAGUGUCACUGUGCCAUAUGUCCUCAAAGACGCUGGUUUUAUUACCUCCUCAUUGUCAAUGCAUCUAUAGAGAACGUAAUUUAGGAGAGAGCUAAGGGGAGGGAAUAACUUAACAACUUUACAAUAAAACAGCUGCCUUUAUUUCAGAACCACACAAAACAAAUCUAGGACCAACAGUUAUCAGAUAGUUAUCAGAAAGGAUUGGUUCACUGUUUUUCAGCUCACUCAGACAAUAUUAAUAAUAAGUCUACCAUCAUGUCCAAUGGGGCAUUCAGCAAAAAUCAGAAAAGUUGAUAUAUCAUGAUUUUUAAAGCCCUAAUAGAUUGCUUAACUAGACUGUGUAAUAUGGGACAUAUUAUGGAAGACUCACUUUUUUCGGUGCUUGUGCACAUACCUAUGUCUCGUACAGGCUCAUUAGGAUAUACUGGCCCCCAUCUGAGUAUCUCCACCCAUGGCUUAGAACUACCUUUGCAAAGGUGCUCCAUAUUUUUCUCACAAGCCAAUCAGAGCAGACUGGGCUUUUUCAGGAGGAUGGCUUAAAGACACUAAAACGGAGCGUUUCAGACAGAGGGUGAACACAGGUACGCUAUAUUCAAACAGACAGUAGGAGAAAAAUAAUGUGUUUUUAAAAAAAAAUUAAAGUAUGUAAACAUGUUCUUGUAGAAACCCAACAUACAAGUAUGCACAUGAACAUUUGCAUUAUUAUAUCCCCUUUAAAACACAGCAUGAAUAUGUGGCAGAAUGGGGAAUUUCUGGUGGAGUUGUGAUAUGGUUAGUUAUAUAUGGAAACUACAUUUUAAUGUGAAUAUGUACACACAUAUCAGCAAUAACAUUGGGUGAAAGUGUUUCAUUUAGGAUCAUUUGAGCAGCUCUCCUCUGGGGGUGGGCUGGCCAUUUAGACAUCUUUGUGAGGUUUUAUUGUCAGGGAGGAGCAAAUGGAAACGCUGAGGUCAAAAGAGCUGUUAGCAGAAUCAGAUCUCUCGAGGCAGAAGAAAGGACAGAGGAGAGCUAAGUAAAUUCUGACAUAUAACUCCAGAAAUUAUUUUAAGAUUUUGGCAAUGACAAAAAUCUAAUAAAGUUCACUGGAACCUUGGAGAUGACCUGGGGAAGCACAGCAAGUACUGACACAUUCUGCAGCCAGGAGGACAGUAGCUCAGAGCUGGAACCGUAUUUUACUGCAUAUACGUCUUUCUUUCACAAGGUAAGAAGAUCAGCGGACGAACAGAUCGAUUGGGGUAACCGGGCGUUGACUGUUAGUGAGAUUCAACAGAAGGUUAAGGAGUAUAAUGCACAGAUCAACAGCAAUCUCUACAUGAUGGUUAAUAAAGACGGGUCCUACACUGGUUUCAUCAAGGUUCACUUUCAGUUAGUCCGUCCAAUCUCCCUCCCUCCCUCUCAGAGCCUGUGCUCAACACAGGAGGAAGAUCAGCAGGGCAGAGGGAUGAAACGGCGGACAUCUUUCUACCUCCCCAAAGAUGCUGCCAAGCACCUGCAUAUUAGCUCCCAAACACGUGUGCGAGAAGUCAUCGAGGCAUUGCUUAACAAGUUCACCGUGGUGGACAACCCGGCCAAGUUUGCCCUGUUUGAACGUGCUGAGAGACAAAGUCAAGUGUACAUGCGUAAACUGCCUGAUGAUGAGUGCCCUCUCUACCUGCGCUUGUGUGCUGGCCCCAGUGAAAAAGUCUUGAGUCUGGUUUUGAAAGAGAAUGAGACAGGGGAAGUGAAUUGGGACGCGUUUAGUUUUCCUGAGUUGUGCAACUUUUUGCGAAUCCUGAAGCGUGAGGAAGAAGAGCAUGUGCGGCAGAUUGUGAAGCGCUACGCUCUUGCUAGAGACACGAUGAAGCAGGCCAUGGCAAGGAUUACUACUCCUGGUUGACUUUAAGCGAUUCAACUGAUCUUCGUAUUUUAAUAUGAUGAAGAAACUUCUGCCACUUUGAAUACUAUUGUUGAUUAGCAAUGUAAAAGGGAAGGAAAGAGCUCAGACAAUGACACUGACAAGGCUUACUGUAGGCCCUGUUCAUUUUGUGCAAGUAGAGCCACUGUUGGGAGAAGUAAUAGAUUAUCUUGGAUUUAAUUGGAUGCAGUUCUUUCUUUUAAAAAACGAUGCUGCUUGACUGGAUUAUUUAUAGUGGUAAUAACUUUUAGUCUUUCUGGGCAUUUAUCAUAUUUAGUUUCAUUUAUAUUCUGUGAAGCUGUUUGAAAAAUGUUGGCACUUUAAUGAACCUGUAAAUUGGAUUUUCGGCAAGUUAAAUGUGAAACAAUGUGUUUACAUUCUAACUAUUUAAUAAAGUGAUGAUAGUGGUCA
Perca fluviatilis (European perch) is the source of this 2423-nucleotide messenger RNA. It is a transcript of the gene rassf1, whose product is annotated as Ras association domain family member 1. Gene Ontology annotation, biological process: Ras protein signal transduction. Bases 1215 to 1994 code for a protein of 259 amino acids. The record is from RefSeq and is a predicted model, not a curated record. Gene Ontology annotation, cellular component: microtubule cytoskeleton; nucleus. NCBI's taxonomy places the organism in Eukaryota, Metazoa, Chordata, Actinopteri, Perciformes, Percidae. The transcript has 5 exons.